GGUAGUGACACGUGUCAAUCAACCCCCUCCGGGGGGCGCGCGCUCCGGGGCUCGCGCCGAGGGCUCGCGCCCCUGCCUCGUGCCUGCGCUGCUCGUAUGUAAAUGAGGGCGCGUGACGCGGGACGCAGAUGGACAAGGGAAGAGAGAGAAUGGCCGCUGCCGCCGCCGCUGCUGCUGCCGCCGCCGCCGCCGCCGCCGCCGCUCAGUGCCGGAGCCCUCGGUGCGCGGCAGAGAGGAGAGGAUUUCGGCGGGAACUCGACUCUUGGCGCCACCGCCUCAUGCACUGUGUAGGUUUUGAGAGUAUUUUAGAAGGGCUUUAUGGACCACGGCUACGAAGAGACCUCAGUUUAUUUGAAGACUGUGAACCAGAAGAGCUGACUGACUGGUCUAUGGAUGAAAAAUGUUCAUUUUGUAACCUACAGAGAGAAGCAGUCAGUGAUUGUAUACCAUCUCUUGAUUCUUCACAGUCAACACCAACAGAGGAGCUAUCAUCUCAGGGCCAGUCCAACACUGAUAAGAUUGAAUGCCAAGCAGAAAGUUACCUAAAUGCACUCUUUCGAAAGAAAGAUCUUCCUCAGAACUGUGAUCCUAACAUUCCCCUAGUUGCUCAGGAAUUAAUGAAAAAGAUGAUACGUCAGUUUGCAAUUGAGUACAUUUCAAAAAGUGGUAAAAUUCAAGAGAAUAGAAAUGGUUCAGUUGGACCAAGUCUAAUAUGUAAAAGUAUCCAAAUGAAUCAAGCAGAAAGCUCCCUUCAGGAAGAGCAGGAAGGCCCCUUAGACCUCACUGUGAAUCGAAUGCAAGAACAAAAUACUCAGCAAGGGGAUGGAGUGUUAGAUCUCUCUACAAAGAAAACCAGCAUAAAAUCUGAAGAAUCGUCCAUAUGUGAUCCUCCUUCUGAAAAUUCAAUGGCUGGGAGACUACACAGAAACAGAGAGGACUAUGUGGAAAGAAGUGCUGAGUUUGCAGAUGGUUUGCUCUCAAAAGCUUUGAAAGACAUUCAGUCUGGAGCACUGGACAUAAAUAAAGCAGGCAUACUUUAUGGCAUACCUCAAAAAACUUUACUUCUCCACUUAGAAGCCUUACCAGCAGGGAAGCCUGCAUCUUUUAAAAACAAAACUCGAGAUUUCAAUGAUAGUUACUCAUAUAAAGACAGUAAAGAAACUUGUGCAGUGCUGCAGAAAGUAGCCUUGUGGGCAAGAGCUCAAGCAGAGCGCACAGAAAAAAGUAAAGUCAAUCUACUUGAAACCUCAGAAUUAAAAUUCCCAACAGCUUCCAGUUACCUCCAUCAGUUAACUCUACAGAAAAUGGUUACUCAAUUUAAAGAAAAAAAUGAAAGCCUACAAUAUGAAACUUCAAAUCCUACUGUACAGUUAAAAAUUCCUCAGCUACGAGUGAGUUCUGUUUCAAAACCACAACCUGAUGGUUCUGGUCUGCUGGAUGUUAUGUAUCAAGUUUCUAAAACCUCUUCAGUCCUGGAAGGAUCAGCUCUCCAAAAACUGAAAAAUAUACUCCCUAAGCAGAACAAAAUAGAAUGUUCUGGGCCUGUAACUCACUCAAGUGUUGACUCUUAUUUUCUACAUGGGGACCUCUCUCCUUUGUGUCUUAAUUCUAAAAAUGGAACAGUUGAUGGAACCUCUGAAAACACUGAAGAUGGAUUGGAUCGAAAAGAUAAUAAGCAGCCCAGGAAAAAACGUGGCCGCUAUCGGCAGUAUGAUCAUGAAAUAAUGGAAGAGGCUAUUGCAAUGGUAAUGAGCGGAAAAAUGAGUGUUUCCAAAGCACAAGGAAUUUAUGGGGUACCUCACAGCACUUUAGAAUACAAGGUAAAAGAAAGAUCUGGAACACUGAAGACUCCUCCGAAGAAGAAACUCCGAUUACCAGACACUGGGUUAUAUGUGACAGAUUCAGGGACUGGCAGCUGCAAAAACAGCAGCAAGCCUGUGUAGAUUACUUGUUAGGAAAAUGUUUGUAUGCGCGUGUGUGAGUGUGUGUGUUUGUGUGUAUGUGCACAGGUGUGUAUUUGUGUGUCUGUAUACACACAUGUGGGAAUUACAAAUGCUCACUCUGACAGGAGACAUGAAAUUUUACAGUUCAAAAACCACUUACAUGCCUUUUGAAAAAAGUUUUAUUCAGGGUUUUCACUGUGGACAGAAUUAUAUAGUUGCUUACUUAAUUCUGAUAGUUUGUAUCUAAUCCUUGUAUAAAUAGGUGAAAAAGAUUCAGGUUUUCUUUAGUAGUCAAUAGCAUAAAGCGUUGUGGGAAAACAAGUAAUUGUCAAGUGAAACAUUUUUAUUGGUGAAAGACCACUCCAGCCAUUCAGUUGAACCAUCUUGUAAUGAAAAUAAGAUAUUAAUCGUUUAUAAACAUUUUUACGUAACAUACUUACUGUUAUUGUAAGUACAUCAAACAACCGAUCAAAGUUUAAAUGGACAGCUAUUUCCAUACUAAGAAAAAUUAAUAUAUACAGUAUUAGUACACUACAGUGCAUUCUGUGAAAUACAAAAUGCACUCAAGUGCAUCCACCAGGAAUAGAGAAGGAAACCUUAAAUGAUAUGUAUAAUGAAAUUUAAUAUUUAUCAUUUAAUAGUUGAUUUAGCAGGAAGAUGGGGUUUAUAAGGUAUAUACUUUAAAAAAAAAAAAAAAAAAAA
This is a messenger RNA of Trichechus manatus latirostris (Florida manatee), 2645 nucleotides long. RefSeq names its product ligand dependent nuclear receptor corepressor like (gene LCORL). Gene Ontology annotation, molecular function: DNA binding. NCBI's taxonomy places the organism in Eukaryota, Metazoa, Chordata, Mammalia, Sirenia, Trichechidae. Gene Ontology annotation, cellular component: nucleus. The transcript has 7 exons. Bases 129 to 1943 code for a protein of 604 amino acids. The record is from RefSeq and is a predicted model, not a curated record. Gene Ontology annotation, biological process: regulation of transcription by RNA polymerase II.